AUGGAAACGGAGCCUAGUGUUAAGCAGGUUGAUAAAACCUCUUUGAAAAUCAAACAAUACGAACGUUCAAGGUUUUCAAAUAUUGAAAGAGUUGGUACUGGUGCAUAUAAGGAAUUAAUUCGAGCUAUUUCGGAAAAUGAUGAUAUGGUCGUUGCUUUGAAACAAGUGGAUAUUAAAAAUGAAAAUGAACUUCUGAAAGAGAUUGAAUCACUAGUCAAUGUGAAUCAUCACCCUAACAUUAUCAGAUUUUAUGGGAUUACAGAAAUAUCACCAUCAAAUUAUAUGAUGAUGUUUGAGUUUGCUGAUAAUGGAACUUUAUGCGAAUAUUUACAUACAAAAAUUUUGACAUGGAAUGAAAGAUUUAAGCUUGCUUAUCAAAUCGCUUCCGCCAUUAAGUGCCUUCAUAGUCAUAAUAUUGUGCAUGGGAACCUUAAUUCAUUCAAUACUUUAGUCCAUCAAGAUAAUAUUAAAAUCUGCGAUUUUGGUCCUUCGAAGAAUUUAAUUAAUAUAAGUUUAAACCCACAUUUUCAACCUACAAGUCUUAUGGCGUACAAAGAGAUAUCUCAUAAUGUUCCUGAUAAAAAAGUCGAUAUUUAUUGUAUUGGAAUGCUUUUAUGGGAAUUAUCAAGUGGGCAUCCUCCAUUCAGAAAUCGUGAUGCCGCAUUAUUUGUAUUCGACUUUGCGAAUGAAGUUAAAGAAGAACAUGUUCCAGGAACUCCAGAAAAGUAUAUUCAAAUAUAUACUGAUUGUUGGCAAAGUAAUAGAUCGAGACGUCCGGACAUUACUGAAGUUGCUAAUUCGCUUAAAAGAUUAAUGUCGAGUAAUGUAUCUGUUUCUGUUAAUAAAAAAAUCGGUUGUAGAGAAAGUAAAAGAUCAAUUACAGAAAAAUAUUCUAAAACUAAGGAACAAGUCAAAUCAUAUAAUUUAAUUUUUGAAAGAGAAUUUAAAACUCACAGAGAAAUUAAUAUAAUUAUAAAUGAGCAUUCACCAGAAAUUCGGUUAGAACCCAGAACGGAUAAUAAUCACUUACAAGAAAUGCAAAUAGAUCUUAAUUUAACAGAAGGAGUUGAUAGUAAAAUUAUAGCUCAUCAAUCUGUGGAUGACAAUAUUCAACCAUUCAAUUCUUUAUUUAAAUCGGUCACAGAAGUAAUUGAAAAAAUGCUAACAAUAUAUGCGUCUGCUGAAUGUAGUAAAAAAAUUUGUUGUGCGUUAUUGUUUCGUGUUGAAAUAGCACAAACUUAUAUAAAGAAUUUGCAAAGAAAACGUCAAGCUAAUGUUAAAAAUUUCCGACGACAAGAUUAUUAUCUUACUUGGGUCAAAUUUACCAAUGUUUUGAAAAAUAUCAUGAUAUUUGCUGAAGAAAUUACACAAUUAUCAUGGUUCCGAAAGUUUUUAAAUGUCAAUAUGGUCAUAGAUACUUUUUAUGCAAAUGUUGUAGAAUUCGAAGAUUCUUGUUAUGAUUUAGAUUUAGCUGCAGCUGUUUACAAUGCUGAACAAAGAGAAAAGGAGGCACAAGAUGUAGCCUACGAUAUUUUAAUUUUGAAAAAGUCUUUGGAUGGAAUGGAGUCUGAAAUUAAAACAUUAACUACAGAGAUUGCUGCAUUUAAUACAGCAAAACAUUCUUUAAAAAAUGCCACACCUGAUAUUAUAGCUUCAAAUGUUCCAAGAAAACUAUGUAAAAUACCUCGAAUAAAUUCUGAGGAACUAAAUGAUGUACCUCCUUCAAAAGAUAAUAGACGUGGUUCAAUUAUGAAAAAAAUCUUUCGUGGAAAAGAAGUUGCCUGUGAAAAAAUUACAGAUAAGCUUGAACCUAAAAUUUCAAUUUAUCGUGGAUAUAGAGAAAAAGGAUUUGUUUAUGUAAAUAUGGAUGAAACAUUUCGAUGGUUGGCUCCAGAACGAAUGAAAAAUCCUAUCCCUCAGUAUAAUAAUCAAUCCGAAAUGUUUAGUUUUGGUAUGCUACUCUGGGAACUUUGUUAUCAAAAAGUGCCUUACGAAGGCAUGGGUCUAGCCAAAAUACUAGACCACAUUAAAAAUAAAAAACGUGAAACUCUUGAAAUUGCUUUUCACCCAUCUCCAAUCCCAAGAGAACUUGCUAAAAUUAUUAAAUCAGCUUGGGAAGAAGAUCCUUCAUCCCGUCCCUUGGAUCUAGAGUUACAGUUAAAGUUUAAUGAAUUAUAUAAUAAAUAUGUUUUUCAAGAUAAUAUCAUGCUAGAUUUGGAAUUCCUUCGAAAUCAUAAUCGAAAUAGUUCUCAUCUUAUUCCACAAAGUUUUAAUGGAAAUGCUCAACUUCGUUAUGCAUUUGCUCUUAUAGAAGAUAAACGUAAUUUAAAUGUUAAUGAAAUAUUGAAAUAUAUGAAAAUGGCUGCAGAUCGUGGAAAUUCUACUGCUCUUUAUAAUCUAGGUGAUAUUUAUUGGAAUGGAAAACUUAAAGUUCCUGUUAAUAAAACAAAGGCUGAAUUAUAUAUUAAAUUGGCUGCCUUAAAAAAUCAAUCUAGAGCUGCUGAAUUCUUGGAAAAAAUUUAUAAAGAAUUAAAAAAGGAUUCUGUAACUAAUGAAAUGGAUAUUGAUGAUUCAAAAACUAUUGCAAUUUUUAGUCCAACUGAUAGUGAUGAAUCGAAAACUAUAGUAAUUAGUGAUACAAUUGUAAUUGAUCAACCUGAAAAUGAGUCAACAAACACAAUUAAAAUAAUUGAACAAUCAGCAAAUGAAUCAAUCAAUACUGUCGAAGCAAUUGAACAACCAGAAAAUGAAUCAUCAAGCACUGUCGAAAUGGUUGAAGUAAUUGAACAACCAACAAACUCUGUCGAAGUAAUUGAACAACCAACAAACACUGUCGAAGUAAUUGAACAACUUACCAACCCUAUCGAAGUAACUGAACAACCUACUAACCCUGUCGAAAUAACUGAACAACCUACCAACCCUGUCGAAGUAACUGAACAACCUACCAACCCUGUCGAAGUAACUGAACAACCAGGAAAUGAAUCAACCAGUACUGUCGAAAUAAUUGAAGUAAUUGAACAACCAGAAAAUGAAUCAACCAACCCUGUUGAAGUAAUUGAACAACUAACCAACCCUGUCGAAGUAAUUGAACAAACAACCAACCCUGUCGAAGUAAUUGAACAACCAACCAACACUGUCGAAGUAAUUGAACAACCAACCAACCCUGUCGAAGUAAUUGAACAACCAACCAACCCUGUCAAAGUAAUUGAACAACUAACAAACCCUGUCAAAGUAACUGAACAACCAGUAAAUGAAUCAAACAACCCUGUCGAAGUAAAUGAACAACCAGAGCCAGGAAAUAAAUCAACCAACACUGUUGAA
Molecule: messenger RNA, 3321 nt
Organism: Cetraspora pellucida
Lineage: Eukaryota; Fungi; Glomeromycota; Glomeromycetes; Diversisporales; Gigasporaceae
Source: the annotation of a GenBank genome assembly